AACUAACCCUUUAAACAUUGAUUCAGAUGAUCAAAGCAAUUAGCAACAAUUUUAGAAUGUUUAGUGCAAUCUCACUUGAAGUCUAUUCUGAUGACAUUGAAAGGGGAGAUGUUUAUUCGAGUUGCUUUUGAUAUACAGGCACUACGUGUAUCUAUGGAGGAACAAAGGCAGAGGCAGGAAGAAGAGGCUCGUAGGGCGGCUGCCCAAUCAGCAGCUGAGGCUGGCAUUCCCUCCUCAACUGCUGACGAAUCAGAGGAAGCUCUUUUGAAGAUGUCUACCUCUCAGCCUGAGAGUGGUGUGGCAGCACUGCCAGACUUCAGCAGCAUGACAGAGGAGGAGCAGAUAGCCUAUGCCAUGCAGAUGUCCCUGGCAGGUGGAGAAUUUGGAGAAUCAAUGGAUACGGGAGCUCCAAUGGACACUGCGGAAUCUAAGGAAGAGGAUGAUUAUGAUGUAAUGCAGGACCCAGAAUUCCUCCAAAGUGUCCUGGAGAAUCUACCUGGUGUUGACCCCAACAAUGAGGCCAUCCGCAAUGCCAUGGGCUCCCUGGCCUCUCAGAGUGGUAACAAACAAGAGGGGAAAAAAGAUGAGGAGAAGAAGAAAUAAAUUCAACAGUGUUCUGUGACUGAUUGUGAUUGAUGUACAAGCCAUUUGACAAUGAAAAGCAGAAAUGACUUGAAUUCAAGAAGUGGCCAGCUGAAGUCCUUAUAAAAGCAGUUUUAGAAGCAUAUGGAGAUGUUAUCAGACAUUAACUACCAAAUUACUGCAAUGUUGUGUGGUACCUCAAAAAUUCACACAUGGCUUGCUUUUUCCCCUUUUGCUCUGUGCACAAUUGAUUAAAUAUUUGAUAAUCCCAUGCAAAUGUAAUCUGAAUGGUUUUUGCUUUUUUUUCUAUUGCCAUUAAAAUAUUACAUCUGA
Megalobrama amblycephala (Wuchang bream) is the source of this 915-nucleotide messenger RNA. Its product is annotated as 26S proteasome non-ATPase regulatory subunit 4-like. Gene Ontology annotation, cellular component: nucleus; cytosol; proteasome regulatory particle, base subcomplex. Lineage: Eukaryota; Metazoa; Chordata; Actinopteri; Cypriniformes; Xenocyprididae. The record is from RefSeq and is a predicted model, not a curated record. Gene Ontology annotation, biological process: proteasome-mediated ubiquitin-dependent protein catabolic process. The transcript is spliced from 4 exons. Gene Ontology annotation, molecular function: polyubiquitin modification-dependent protein binding. The coding region runs from base 91 to 603 and encodes 170 amino acids.